This is a messenger RNA of Erinaceus europaeus (western European hedgehog), 2856 nucleotides long. It is a transcript of the gene RND3, whose product is annotated as Rho family GTPase 3. The record is from RefSeq and is a predicted model, not a curated record. NCBI's taxonomy places the organism in Eukaryota, Metazoa, Chordata, Mammalia, Eulipotyphla, Erinaceidae. Gene Ontology annotation, biological process: small GTPase-mediated signal transduction. The transcript has 5 exons. Bases 271 to 1005 code for a protein of 244 amino acids. Gene Ontology annotation, molecular function: GTPase activity; GTP binding.
AAGCAGAGGAGAGAGCGUGAAACAAAGCAGUCGGAAUUGGACUUGGGAGGCGCGGUGUGGAGUGAGGGGAAACCACUUGUUAGAAGGGGAGCAAGCCAGCUCUCAGCUCUAGCUCUCCACGUCUGCGCUUCGCCUUCAGAGGGCUUCCACCGGCCUUGUGGUUUAUUUUUAUACCUGAUUUUUUUUUUACAAUAUAUAUAGAGAAUAUAUAUAUAUAUAUUUCCUUCUAAGAGAAAAAUUCCUGUUCCAAGAGAAAAUAAGGCAAGAUCAAUGAAGGAGAGAAGAGCCAGCCAAAAAUUAUCUAGUAAAUCUAUCAUGGAUCCUAAUCAGAACGUGAAAUGCAAGAUAGUAGUGGUGGGAGACAGCCAGUGUGGGAAAACCGCUCUGCUCCACGUCUUCGCCAAGGACUGCUUCCCGGAGAAUUACGUCCCGACGGUGUUCGAGAAUUACACGGCCAGUUUUGAAAUCGACACACAGAGAAUAGAAUUGAGCCUGUGGGACACUUCGGGUUCACCUUACUAUGACAAUGUCCGGCCCCUCUCUUACCCAGACUCAGAUGCUGUGCUGAUCUGCUUUGACAUCAGUAGACCCGAGACUCUGGACAGUGUCCUCAAAAAGUGGAAAGGUGAAAUCCAGGAGUUUUGUCCUAACACAAAAAUGCUCUUGGUUGGCUGCAAAUCUGAUCUUCGGACAGAUGUUAGUACAUUAGUGGAGCUCUCAAAUCAUCGACAGACACCAGUGUCCUAUGACCAGGGGGCAAAUAUGGCCAAACAGAUCGGAGCAGCAACUUACAUUGAAUGCUCGGCAUUACAGUCAGAAAAUAGCGUUAGAGACAUUUUCCACGUUGCCACCUUGGCAUGUGUAAACAAGACAAAUAAAAAUGUUAAGCGGAACAAGUCACAGAGGACCACAAAACGGAUUUCACACAUGCCCAGCCGACCAGAACUCUCUGCAGUAGCUACAGACUUACGAAAGGACAAAGCAAAGAGUUGCACUGUGAUGUGAAUCUUUGGUCACCUUUAAUAUGGACAUGGAAACCUAGUGUAAAGAAAAAUAAGAGGAAAAAAAUCACCUAUGGCAAAGCAACAACAUGAGGCCUGAGUAAAAUUCACAGCCAAAGUCACACAUGCUGGAGGUUUAGGAGGCAUUGGCAAGGAUGCUCGUCUUUCUGGAGUUCUGUCCUUAGGUUCGACACGUAGAACAGGUGGUGAGAAGUGUGUAGGACAUUGAAGAGUUUUGGAAGUGUGACUUGGAAAAAAAUGCCAAAAAGAAGAGAUUCAAAUGGGCUGGAGAGAGACAAGGAAUGAGGCGAGUACCUCAAAGAAGAAGAAGAAGAAGAAAACCCUGCUCUGAGUGGUGCUUGCUUUUAUUAUUGUUGUUGUUUGUUUUUGUUUUCUGUUACAAUCUAUCCUGGAUCUCUACUUUGAUUUAAUUGCAAAUGUUUUAAUCUCCUUUACGAAAAGUAUAUAUGAAUAUACUGUCCUCGUUGGGGAACUGGCACUGUGACCUUAGCAUUUAGUUUUCUAGAGGAUGGGAUCUAAUUUCCUCCGAGCUCAUCACAUUAAGAUGGAAAUUGUAUCAGGACCCACGGGAUCAGCAGAGGAAAAAUUUGGGAAGCUUUGAAGUCAUGCCUUCCUGAAGAGAGCUGAGUGAGGUGGUUUUAAAGAAAGGCCUUUGCAGUCUGGCAAGAUAUGCAGACCAGCACUACAGAGAUGAAAUAGAUCAGAUAGGAAAAAAACAAAUGUCUGGUGUUUUUUUUUUUUUUUAUUGAGUCUGAUGGUUCUGUUGCUCAUUGUGAUUGUCAUUAAGAAGUGGUAAAUUACUCAAUGUUAUAUUUUUGUGUGCUGUUUAGAAAAGAGAAUGUGUGACUUUUUUUUUUUUGCCACCAUUGAUGAAAAUGCAGUCAAAUAAAAGGUGUCUUGGUUUGAUGUGCUAGAAUGAUCCAAGGGGGAAAAUAAUAUAGGAACACCUGUAGAGAUGAUGGAUGAAGGAGGAGUAGCAGAAAGCACAGUGUGUGAGGUAAGCUGUUCUGGGGUUAAAUCACUAAUAGUAUAAGCAAGAGGUCUAAUAUUUGAGAAGGAGGUUCAGAAGUUGGCAACGCCUCAUGGUCUUUUUGUUUAUUCACUUUCUUGGAAUAGACCUCACUGAAGAGAUGGACCCUGUUGCCCAAGCGUUACAGAGUCCUUAGUGGAAAUGUAUGUGGUGUCAGUUUUGACAUUGUUAUUAAGGUGUCUCUAGAGAUUGAUUGCUAAACUUGACUUCACCCAAUUCAGCGAAGACCUGUGCUAAAGAAUUGAUUAUUGUUGUUACUUAAAGUUAUCAGCAGUGAAAAUAGUUUACAGAUAGUUUCUUGGCCAGUUCACCUAUUAAGCUUCUUUCAGAGGAGAAACCAGAUCUCACCUGUUCAUUGCUGGCGCUUGUUGAAAACGAGCUUUCUUUCCGAUGAUGAAGCUUCAUUUUUGAAGUGUUGAAGCUGUGCUCCCUUAAAUUAAGUUGUGGCAGGAGAGGAGAUUAAGGUAAUUACCACACUCAGUUUUAUGUCUUACAAGCACUUUGGUUUUGUCUCUGCAAGAAAAUACCAUUCCAGUCAUUUCUCUCAAAACAUAGACAUUUUUACCAACAUAAUAGGCUUUGAUUGACACAGCAUUAUGCUUUGGGCAGUAUUACAAAAUAGCUGGCAAGUGCUUUCUGUAUUUAAAUAUUGUAAAAAGAAAAUAAGUUAUAACUGUUAUAAAGCAGGACUUUUUGUUGGCAUUUUUUAAAUGUUGAUGUUACUUUGUAUGUUCGUUUGGUCAAUGUUUCUGCAGUAUUUAUUAAAACAUACUUUUUUUUUCUUCGAAUAAAAAUGUAACCACG